GUGAUCAUCACAAUGGCUCAUGUGUUAACGGACUUGGUCACGUGGAGCCCAGAAGAGAUAUACAUGCUAUAGAGUGUGUUGUAGUCAGUGGUUAUAGGUCUAUGUCUAAUGUAUAUCUGCUUGUGAUGUAUGCAUUUGUAUACUCACACAAAUCGUAGGCUGUAUAUCUGACCAUUCACGCUCUUGGCCAUUCUCUGCCAUGAAUCUUAAACCCCGUCUACAUCCAGUCAUGCAUGACUCACACCGAAAGCCAUAUCGAAUCACAUAGCAAAACGCCUCUAAACUAAGUGGUCUAUCAAGCAGUUGUUUGCUUAAGCUGGCUCUAUUCAAUUGUUGCCGAUGUCACAUGGAGGGCACGAGAGUGGUGCACAUCUUUGAUACGUGCUCCCGUGUAAGGCAGCUUACCCAUCUGUUACUGCUGUGGCACUUCAGCCUCAAAGAGAACAGCAACUUAGGUUUCUCAACUCUCUAUACCUAGGUAGGUGCUGCAUGACUUUUGUAUGAGUCGACCUUGAAAAAGCCACAUCAAGAAAGCCAACCUUGGCUUCCCCGUCUGACUCAACUGCCAAACUCAGCCACAGCCUCAUUCACGGUCACAGCAUGCACUUUCAACCCAAACGAACAAUAAAUAUGCACCGAAUCCCGUCAACUAUUCUUUCUAACUCUCGUAUCUUUAUUCAUCGCUACUCAGUCAAAAUGGCUACGACAUCGAAUCCCGGUCCAGUGUAUUUCUGGCGAGAAACAGACCCAGCAACAGGAUACCUUUCACAAUGGUAUUACUGUCCUUUCAAGGAUGACCAGGAUGAGAAAAAGACAUACAAAACAGCAGAGCAUUAUAUGAUGUAUCAAAAAGCUAUCCUGUUCAACGACGAAGCCACCGCUCUUGAGAUCCUCAAGACAGGCCAUCCACGGAAAGUCAAGUCUCUCGGCCGCCAGGUGGAGAACUUUGACGAAACAGUAUGGCUCAAGCAUCGACGUGACGUAGUUCGAAAGGGCAACAUCCUCAAGUUCACACGUGCUAUCACAGAGGAGGGUUUCAAGAGAGGCACGCCUGGCGCAAAUCAAGUAAAUUCAUUACACCGGCCCAUCGAAGGUUCUCUAGCAGAUAUAUUGAUCAGCACGGGUGACAGAGAACUUGUCGAGGCCAGUCCAUUCGAUCGGGUUUGGGGCGUUGGGUUUAAAGCUGCGGAUGCAGAUGCUGCGAGAGAUUUAUGGGGUGAGAAUUUGCUUGGUAAGGAGUUGAUGGAGGUCAGAAGGAUCUUGAAAGAGAGACGAGGCGGUCACGAAGCAUGAGUUGGGUGAUGUAUAGACGACUGAACUGCUCUACAAGUUUGAGCCGAGCAAGCGGGUAUCACUUUGUCGAGGGGCAAGAUGAUGGUUGUUUGAACUGUUUCGGCUAUACGCCCAGAUAGAUUGCACCGACCUUGAAAACCAAGGCAACUUUUGAACAUGUCUAUAAGUCCAUCUUCCUCCCACCAAUGAUGCCCGGCCCAAUGCCCCUAUUCCCCUCUAUAAUCAUACAUAAAAAGAGCCUCAUCCCGAGGCAAGCAGAGCGGCGUGGUAGUAGUCAUUUUUUGCUGUUUAGCAGCCCCAAACCCAUUCUCC
Messenger RNA from Fusarium odoratissimum NRRL 54006, 1605 nucleotides. RefSeq lists its product as uncharacterized. The record is from RefSeq and is a predicted model, not a curated record. The transcript has 2 exons. The coding region runs from base 601 to 1293 and encodes 230 amino acids. NCBI's taxonomy places the organism in Eukaryota, Fungi, Ascomycota, Sordariomycetes, Hypocreales, Nectriaceae.